AUAUUGGGUUUUAUGCAGUGUUUUCGUCUGAGCUGACUUGCUGUUACUCCCCUUAACAAGAAAAAAAACAUACUGUCUGUUUCUGUUUUCAUCCUGUUUUAAAGAGGAAUGUCCAGGAGGUUUUAAAGUCCUGUUAUUCUGUUUCAUGUCUCCUCCCCUUUUCUCUCCCUUCCCCUCAUCUUUUUAGUCCAUUUGCUCAAGACUCCACUCUCUAGAGUUCAGUUUUCCUUAGUGAUCUUCAUCUACAGUCUGACACUCUCAGGAUUUCCACAGCCUCUGUUAUACGGUGGAAUUUGCUCAAUCAUGCUAGGUUGGAGAGGUGCACUGCUGUGUGUGUUUUGGUCCCAGCUCUGGACACUAACUCCAGGCGUUGCUGAUAAAGGCUGCAGUGGUUUCGGGCACUUGGAAAAUGGCCGUACGUUUUUCCGGUAUGGAGGAUUGUUUGUUACCUUCACCUGUAAUCCAGGAUUCCGGAUCCAUGGUUACCGUACAAGCAGCUGUGUGUCUGGACAGUGGGCCAGAGACCCACCGCUGUGUGUGGCAUCAGGAUGCCCCAGCCCUGGUGAUCUCCUGCAUGGCAGGACUAUUGUGUCUGAAGACGGAUCUCUGGCCUUCUUUAGCUGUGAUGCUGGAUUUAGUUUGUUUGGAUAUGCGCUGCUUUACUGCAAAGGGAAAAGCUGGAACGGCACUAAGCCUGUCUGCAAAGUAGCUGAUAUCAUGAGUGUUCUUCAUUUGAAGCAAGAAUCAUCACAUGGUCCUGUCUCAGCGCAGGGCCGUGAUGUUCCUACAAAUCUAAAAGUUCGCUUACAUAGCCAUUUAAACACCCUCGCAAUCACUGCUCCCAAGGAUGCUUUUCUCAAAUCAGCAUUGCUUGAGGUCCCUCAUAUCAGACUUGACUUUACAGAUAACAAGCAGAAAAAAAUAAGGAAACCAGGGGAGAAAAAGCCCUCAAAGAGUCCUGUAAACUUCAAGGAUCCAAUCGGGAACUCCGAUCUUCGGAAACCUGUGCCAAUGACAUCUACCAAUGUCAACACAAUGUCAUUAGUCAGUUCCUUUCAUGAAUCGUCAUUUUUAACCACCACACAAACCAGCUUCGUUACCCCAGUGAUGGACACUCAACAAAUCAAGGUCAUGGAUCAGACAUUUACUGAAACGCCAUACAGAAGAAAUAAAAAACCUCAUCAGUCCACACUUGGUACAGACAAGCUAUUUCAAAGAGCCUUAGUCACUUCAGCUGCUGAGACUUUACCAGAAUUCAUUAAAAAUAAUUUGCACUGGACAUCAACUACACCUGCAACAAACAUCAACACACUGGGCACAAAUGACCUUCUACAGUCAAGGACUUUCAUCACAGAAGAUCCAUAUGCAGCCACCACUGGGAGUUUUGCACCUCCAACAACAAGCUAUCCUGGUUUCAUGGUGUCUAAACAUGAGUCUGUUUCCUCUACCUGCAGAGAACUCUGUGAACAAAGACCAGACCUCCAGGAAACAUCUCCAACACUAGAACAUACAUCAUCUAGCAUGGCAGACUUGACGACGGCUACCCGACUAAUGUCUGGCCUGCUUCUGAAGGCUCAAACUGACGUCCAUAACUUUUCUGACAUUACUGAUGAUGGUCAAGUAAAUGAAAGAAACAAUCAUAGUGACCCCAAACAAACUUUUGGUCCUCCAGUCUGGAAAGAUCUUCCAAGGUUUGCAACAAGGAAACGCCGUCCAGUGUGUCCCUACCCUCCAUUUCCUUCUCACGGAACAUUCUACUUUCGGUCGAUAAAGAAUCCCGACCCGCUUCAGUAUAAGCAUUAUAUUCAAUAUGCCUGUUACCCUGGAUACACCUUGACCAAUGGUGAUGUUUACAGCUAUUGCCAACACAAUGGACAAUGGAGUGGCCAAACACCUCUCUGCUUAGAGUUAACUCCUUGCUCCCUAAACAACGGAGGAUGCUCUCAGAUCUGUCAUGUCAAUGAACAGAAUCGCGCCCAGUGUCUCUGUGAACCAGGGUUCUUGCUUCUGGAGGACCAGCGCACCUGUCGAGAUCUGGACGAGUGUGUGGAGGAGUUGCACCGGUGCCAGCAGGUCUGUGAAAACACCUUGGGCUCAUACAGGUGCAAUUGCAGUCCAGGGUUUCAGCUCUCUCCAGACAGGACAUCCUGCUCUGAUGUAGAUGAGUGCCAGCAUGUUGGUAGGGCUCUCUGUGCAUUUGGGUGCAUUAAUACGCCAGGCAGUUUCCAGUGCUUGUGUCCCGAAGGGUACCAACCGGACAGCACCAACAGACAUUGCAUAGACAUUAAUGAGUGUGAGGAAACCGAGGUCCUCCAGCAACAACAGUUGCACACGUGCGAGUGGAAGUGUGUGAAUCUGCCAGGUACUUACAGAUGUAUCUGUCCUCGUGGAUACAGACUGCACCCUAAUGGAGCCCAGUGUGAAGAUGUCAAUGAGUGUGAGCUGAAGAACGGCAGCUGUUCUCACCUCUGCAUCAACCACAGAGGCGACUUCAAAUGUGCCUGUCCAGAAACACACCGAAUAUCCCCAUACAACCGAAAAAACUGUCAGCCAAUAGACACACACACACCAUCUCCUCACACUGAAGAGGACUGAUCUCAUUUAUUCGUCUUGUUUUGCAUACAGUAUUGUAUUUAAUUAUCUUGUGUAUUUAAUACAACAUAUUUUGUAUUUCU
Messenger RNA from Rhinichthys klamathensis goyatoka, 2675 nucleotides. RefSeq lists its product as uncharacterized. The coding region runs from base 304 to 2595 and encodes 763 amino acids. The record is from RefSeq and is a predicted model, not a curated record. Lineage: Eukaryota; Metazoa; Chordata; Actinopteri; Cypriniformes; Leuciscidae. The transcript is spliced from 10 exons. Gene Ontology annotation, molecular function: calcium ion binding.